This is a messenger RNA of Echinops telfairi (small Madagascar hedgehog), 3831 nucleotides long. It is a transcript of the gene TRPM5, whose product is annotated as transient receptor potential cation channel subfamily M member 5. Bases 1 to 3831 code for a protein of 1276 amino acids. Gene Ontology annotation, biological process: calcium ion transmembrane transport. The record is from RefSeq and is a predicted model, not a curated record. Gene Ontology annotation, molecular function: ligand-gated calcium channel activity; calcium-activated cation channel activity. Gene Ontology annotation, cellular component: membrane. The transcript is spliced from 27 exons. NCBI's taxonomy places the organism in Eukaryota, Metazoa, Chordata, Mammalia, Afrosoricida, Tenrecidae.
AUGGACCCACCCAAUGCCCUCUGGAUGGAGGGAGGAGCCUCCCUGGAGUUCCAGAACUUCCCGGGCACAGUGGCCAAUUCAGGGGGCCACAGCUGCGGCCAUGGCUCUGUGUCUUGGGUCUGGGGCAGCCAGGAGGAGGUGGGCCCAGAGCACAGCGGACUGGCACCCGGUGGGCACCCUGGGCACAGCCUGGUCGUCGGGCAGCAGGACAGGAUCGGCUUCACAGUCCUGCCCACUGUCACCACCUGCCGCUCAGGGGCCCUCGGGUUACGAACCAGGAAGGUUUGGAGCCUGGGGGGCUGUUUCCAGGGGUCCCCAGACUCCCCCUGUGAAGGCUGGAGCAGGGGUGGAGCGUGGCUGGCCUGCAGCACCUGGGGGAAAGUCGGGUCCAUGCAGGGACACCGGGACCCCGGAGGCUGGUUGGGGCCAAGCCUGUGCCGGGGCGAGCUGGACUUCGGCGGGUCCGGGAAAAAGCACAGCAAGUUCGUGAAGGUGCCAGGUGAUGUGGCCCCCGCGGCACUCUUCGACCUCCUGCUGGCCGAGUGGCACCUGCCGGCCCCCAACCUGGUGGUGUCGCUGGUGGGCGAGGAACGGCCCUUCACCAUGAAGCCCUGGCUCCGGGAUGUGCUGCGCAAGGGGCUGGUGAAGGCGGCGCAGAGCACAGGGGCCUGGAUCCUCACCAGCGCUCUCCGGGUAGGCCUAGCCCGGCACGUGGGGCAGGCCGUGCGUGACCACUCCCUGGCCAGCACGUCGACAAAGGCCCGAGUGGUGGCCAUCGGCAUCGCUCCACUGGACAGGGUCCUGCACCGCCACCUCCUGGACCGUGCCCAGGAGGACGUCCCGGUUCACUACCCCGAGGGAGACGACAGUCAGGGCCCCCUCUGCCCGCUGGACAACAACCACUCCUACUUCAUCCUGGUGGGGCCGAGCGCCCCCGGGGCCACAGACGGGCCCGCAGAGCUGCGCCUGAGGCUGGAGAAGCACAUCUCAGAGCAGAGGACCGGCUAUGGGGGCACCAGCAGCAUCGAGAUCCCUGUCCUCUGCCUGAUGGUCAACGGUGACCCCGGCAUGCUGGAGAGGAUGUCCCGGGCCUUGGUGCACGAGGCCCCGUGGCUGAUCCUGGCCGGCUCUGGGGGCCUCGCAGACAUCCUGGCAGCCCUGGUGAACCAGCCCCACCUCCUGGUGCCCCAGGUGGCUGAGAAGCAGUUCAAGGAGAAGUUCCCCAACGAGCACUUCUCUUGGGAGGACAUCCUGCACUGGACCAGGCUGCUGCAGACCAUUGCUGCGCACGCGCACCUGCUCACGGUGUACGACUUUGAGCAGGAGGGCUCCGAGGAGCUGGACACGGUCAUCCUCAAGGCGCUGGUGAAAGCCUGCAGGAGUCACAGCCAUGAUGCCCAGCACUACCUCGAUGAGCUCAAGCUGGCCGUGGCCUGGGGCCGCGUGGACAUCGCCAAGAGUGAGAUCUUCAACGGGGACGUCGAGUGGAAGUCUCAAGACCUGGAGGAGGUGAUGAUGGACGCGCUGGUGAACGACAAGCCGGACUUCGUGCGCCUCUUCGUGGACAACGGCGCGGACGUGGCCGACUUCCUGACGUACGGGCGGCUGCAGCAGCUCUACCGCGCCGUGUCCCCCAAGAGCCUGCUCUUCGACCUCCUGCAGCGCAAACACGAGGAGGGCCGCCUGACGCUGGCCGGCCUGGGCGCCCAGCAGCCCCGCGAGCCGCCCGCCGCGCCGCCCGCCUUCUCCCUGCACGAGGUCUCCCGCGUGCUCAAGGACUUCCUGCAUGACGCCUGCCGCGGACUCUACCAGGAGGGCCGCGCGGGGGCCCGCGGGCCGGCUGAGAAGGGUCCGGCCAAGCGGCCCACGGGGCAUAAGUGGCUGUUGGACCUGCAGCAGAAGAGUGAGGAUCCCUGGCGAGACCUGUUCCUGUGGGCGGUGCUGCAGAACCGCCACGAGAUGGCCACCUACUUCUGGGCCAUGGGCCAGGAGGGCGUGGCCGCCGCGCUGGCCGCCUGCAAGAUCCUCAAAGAAAUGGCCCACCUGGCGGCUGAAGCCGAGGUGGCCCGGACCAUGCGGGACGCCAAGUACGAGCAGCUGGCCCUGGGUCUCUUCUCUGAGUGCUACAGUAACAACGAGGACCGCGCCUGCGCGCUGCUGGUGCGCCGCAACCGCAGCUGGGGCAGGACCACGUGCCUGCACCUGGCCACCGAGGCAGAUGUCAAGGCCUUCUUUGCCCAUGACGGCGUGCAGGCCUUCCUGACACGGAUCUGGUGGGGGGACAUGGCCACAGGCACCCCCAUCCUGCGCCUGCUGAGCGCCUUCAUCUGCCCCCCACUCCUCUACACCACCCUCAUCACCUUCAGCGACGAGGCCCCACAGAGGGCAGAAGCAGAGGCCCUGCAGGGGUCAGACAGCCUGGACUUGGAGAGAAGCCCACUCAGCAAGCCCAGUGGCCGGACAGACCAGCCAGACGAGGCACCAGGGGCUCUGUCCCUCCACCGCGGGCCUGGGGCCUCCUCUCUGCUCACACGCUGGCGCAAGUUCUGGGGUGCUCCAGUGACCGUGUUCCUGGGGAACGUGGUUAUGUACUUCGCCUUCCUCUUCCUGUUCACCUAUGUCCUGCUGGUGGACUUCCAGCCGCCACCCCACGGGCCCACAACACCUGAAAUCACCCUCUACUUCUGGGUCUUCACGCUGGUGCUGGAGGAGAUCCGGCAGGGCUUCUUCACGGAUGAAGGCACGAACCUGGUGAAGAAGUUCAUGCUGUAUGUGGAAGACAACUGGAACAAGUGUGACAUGGUGGCCAUCUUCCUGUUUGUCGUCGGUGUGACCUGCAGGGUGCUGCCCUGGGUGUUCGAGGCUGGCCGUGCAGUGUUGGCCAUUGACUUCAUGGUCUUCGCGCUGCGGCUGAUCCACAUCUUCGCUGUCCACAAGCAGCUGGGCCCGAAGAUCAUCAUUGUGGAACGGAUGAUGAAGGACGUCUUCUUCUUCCUCUUCUUCCUGAGCGUGUGGCUCGUGGCCUACGGCGUGACCACCCACGCCCUGCUGCACCCGCACGACGGCCGCCCCGAGUGGAUUUUCCGCCGCGUGCUCUACCGGCCCUACCUGCAGAUCUUUGGCCAGAUCCCGCUGGACGAGAUGGAUGAAGCCCGGGUGAACUGCUCCACACACCCCCUGAUGGGGGACUCACCCUCCUGCCCCAACCUCUACGCCAACUGGCUGGUCAUCCUGCUGCUGGUCACCUUCCUGCUGGUCACCAAUGUGCUGCUCAUGAACCUCCUCAUCGCCAUGUUCAGCUACACGUUCCAGGUGGUGCAGGGGAACGCCGACACAUUCUGGAAGUCGCAGCGCUACAGCCUGAUCGUGGAGUACCACGAGCGGCCCUCGCUGGCCCCGCCCUUCAUCGUCCUCAGCCACCUGAGCCUGCUGCUCAAGAAGGCCUGCCGCAAAGAGGCAGAGCCACAGGGCCAGCGGCUGGAGAGAGACCUGCCCGACCCCCUGGACCAGAAGAUCCUCACGUGGGAGACGGUCCAGAAGGAGAAUUUCCUGAGCAGCCUCGAGAAGAGGAGAAAGGAGAGCACCGCGGAGGUCCUGCGCAAGACGGCCCUCAGGGUAGACGCAGUGGCCACGUGCCUGGGUGCACUUCGGGAGCAGGAGAGGCGAGUCAAGGGUUUGGAGUCUCAGAUCAACUACUGCACGGUUCUCCUGUCCACAGUGGCUGACACACUGGCACAGGGCCAUGGCCCCUGCAGCAAGUGGGGCUCCCAGAACUGCGGUGGCCGCAGCCCGAAGCUCCCUGCUGAGCACGGAGGCAGCCAUCCGUCCUGA